This is a messenger RNA of Penicillium arizonense, 231 nucleotides long. RefSeq lists its product as uncharacterized. The transcript is spliced from 2 exons. Lineage: Eukaryota; Fungi; Ascomycota; Eurotiomycetes; Eurotiales; Aspergillaceae. Bases 1 to 231 code for a protein of 76 amino acids. The record is from RefSeq and is a predicted model, not a curated record.
AUGCUUAAGUCAUUGUUCUCGAAUAUCUAUGAAACCGCCGAAGAAGGAACUUCAAACCCACCUGUGCGCUUCCUCACGCGCUACGACAAGUCUGCAACAAAUAUCAAAGACUCUCAGUUGUGGAUUGGUAUCGGUCAAGUCCCCUGGGCUACUGCUUACUCUAAAUGGUACCACCAGUACAUUGCGUACCCAAUUCAGGCUUUGACUGCUGCUAUCUUGUUGGAUGACUAG